Messenger RNA from Dichomitus squalens LYAD-421 SS1, 2172 nucleotides. RefSeq lists its product as uncharacterized. The transcript has 9 exons. The record is from RefSeq and is a predicted model, not a curated record. Bases 1 to 2172 code for a protein of 723 amino acids. NCBI's taxonomy places the organism in Eukaryota, Fungi, Basidiomycota, Agaricomycetes, Polyporales, Polyporaceae.
AUGCCGAAAGACACUGCGGGUAAGAACAAGACAGGGAAGAUUCGUGACCGCCGACAGCACGUCGAGCCGCCCGUCGUGGUCCCCAGCGCCAAGCCUAAGGGUCCACGCGGUAAUCAGGCACCUGUGGUCACACCCCUGCCAGCGUCCCCUUCCACCCAAAAACGCCCGCGAUCAUCUCAAGAUGAGGGUCCUACAAGGAAGAAAACCAAGCACGCGCAGGCCGGAUCCGAUUCCGUCAGGACGCGCCCCAACAGCGUGAGGCAGCGCCACCUUGGGGCACUGCCAUCCGACCCCGGCGCACUCGGCGCUCGGCAACCUUCGCCCCCGCCGUCGAUCCUCCCGCCGUCGAUCCCGACCUCGAGACGUGCCCGUGAUGGACAGCAUCCCUUGUCCUCGCGUCCUCCUCCAUCAUCCGACCCCGUGUCAUCCUCCCUCCCUCCCUCGUCAUCAACGUCCAUCACUUCCACCCUUCAAACCCAAGAAAUGUUUGCCGCCACCAUCAGACGGAUGCGGGCCGCCCCCCAAGCCCAGAUGGACGAUGGCGAAGAACUCCUCACUGACGAAGACGCCCCUCGCAAGAAGGGGAAGCGAAUUCAGUUGUCCGCGCAGGCCGAAGAGGAGGGCGAGGACGUUGCUGAGGAGGAAGAGGAUGCCGAGGACGCAGCGGAUACCGGGAACGAGGUGGAUACCGAGGACGAGUCGGAGGACGAGCAUGCCGACGAAGAAGUGUCCGCGAGCGAUGCAAGGAGGUUUCUGAAGGCGAUCCGCAAGAGUAAGAAGAAGAAUAAGUAUCACGUCAGUCCCACGGACGCUGACCCCAAGCUACUGACCGAGCACUUUAAAACCUGGGGCCGCCAUUGUCACCGGCUAUGCGGCUUGUAUACUGAUGUCCACAAGACCAUCGUGACCGGCAUGACUGUGAUGCGCGCAGCUCCCCACGACGCCGACGAUUAUGAGUUGUGCUACAAGUCUAUACCCCAUAUGAGUCCCGCUACUGCAAAAUUCUAUACCUCCAAGUUCUUUCAUCUUUGUGAUCAUAUUCCCAAGUUCACGGCGCUUUGCGAGCAAAUCCUGUCAAGUCCCGAAAAUGUUUUCCUCUUCGCCAAAUACAUGCAAGUUCACGCAGCGGCUGGUCGCACCACCGACAUUUCGACACUCAAGACCAGUUAUCAUUCGUACUUCCCCUAUGUUAUCAUAGCCGGGGGCGACGUCAUCCCCCCGCCAGGCCCGGGCACACUAAGCGACCUCAAGACCCGAAAUGGUGGAUACUGCUCUACCUCCACAGGACGCCUCGUUGUCCCUAUUGACGAACUUGCCCAAUUUGACCUUGACCCCUCGAAGUUCUGCAAACAGAAGAUCAGCCAGAACAGGAAGAUCCAGGGAGCGAGCAGUGCCAUGCGUCACAAAAAGUGCCACCAGGCUGAUCGCCUCCGGACUCGUGAUGACAACAUGUCGUACCCGAGUUUCCUUUUCCCAACGGAUAUCAAGUACGACAACACCCACCCCGACCGCCAUAUAUUCAAGGGCAAUCUCCUCCUUUCGGGACCUUCUGCUGUGGGGCGCUCCGGGGGCUUGCGCGGUUUCGGACGCGCACCCUUGGUCGAGAUAUAUAGCAUCACAAAGGUCACGCCAGACUACAUAGUAUAUGUCGCCAGUCUGCUUCGAUACUUGCUGAGCACCGACGAUCGCUGGAAUGGCGACGACAGGCAGCGAUCCGGGCACUGCUUUCACACCGCGCUACACCGCCUCCUUACGAUUGAGUACGAAGCCUGGCAAGACGACAUUGAGGAUGAAUACGUUGAGCCAUCGGAAGAUCCAUUGGACUGGAAUGUAUUCGCGUUCUAUAACGACAAGGUGUUCGGAAACGAAGCCGGCGCUCCAGACCAGCAGGAUCCAGCUGCUGAUGUCUACGAAGAAGACUGCAACGACGCUGACAAUGUUCGCGCACAGGUACUCAAAGCCCGGAUGGCGGAACUCCUGGCACGUCGCGCGCAGCGCGCGACUCGCCUUCGUGGUGCAUCACCACAACGUGACGACACGCGGUCUCGGUCAUCCUCCGCAGAGCUAGUCGAUACCAACACCCACUUCAUCGACAUAACCGAAGAUGCAUCCCCGCCUGCCGAAGAUCCAUCUGAGCACGACACCGCAGACGACGCUCAGAUACAAACAUAG